GAGGUGCACCGCGCAGGCGCAGCUGCUCGGCUCCGCUCGCCCCGGCGCUCCGGCCCAGCUCUCGCGGACAAGUCCCGACAUCGCGCGCCCCUCCCCCGCCCCCCCCCCCCCCGCUCCGGGACCGCCCCCUCCCCCUUCUCGGCGUCGUCGAAGAUAAACAAUAGUUGGCCGGCUAGCGCCGAGUGUGUCUGCCGCCGCCGCCGGAUUCGGCGGGCUGCGUGGGACCGGCGGGAUCUCGGCCAGCCGGCCAUGGCGGGGCUGUACUCGCUGGGAGUGAGCGUCUUCUCCGAUCAGGGCGGGAGGAAGUACAUGGAGGACGUUACUCAGAUCGUGGUGGAGCCCGAGCCGACGGCUGAAGAGAAGCCCUCGCCGCGGCGGUCGCUCUCUCAGCCGUCGCCUCCGCAGCGGUCAGCGCCGGCUCUCCCCGGCGGCGACGUCUCGGGGAGAGGCCCGGCGGCGGCGGCCGGAGAGGCUCGCGAUGCGCCGCUGGACGCCGGGGCCUCGCCGGCUCCCGGCCGCUGCUGCCGCCGCCGUUCCUCGGUGGCCUUUUUCGCCGUGUGCGACGGGCACGGCGGGCGGGAGGCGGCACAGUUUGCCCGGGAGCACUUGUGGGGCUUCAUCAAGAAGCAGAAGGGCUUCACCUCGUCCGAGCCGGCGAAGGUGUGCGCUGCCAUCCGCAAAGGCUUCCUCGCUUGUCAUCUCGCUAUGUGGAAGAAACUGGCAGAAUGGCCAAAGACUAUGACAGGUCUUCCCAGCACGUCAGGAACAACUGCUAGUGUGGUCAUCAUACGGGGCCUGAAGAUGUAUGUAGCUCAUGUGGGGGACUCAGGGGUGGUUCUUGGAAUUCAGGAUGACCCGAAGGAUGAUUUUAUCAGAGCUGUGGAGGUGACACAGGACCAUAAGCCAGAACUUCCCAAGGAAAGAGAACGAAUUGAAGGACUUGGUGGGAGCGUGAUGAACAAGUCUGGGGUGAAUCGUGUCGUUUGGAAACGACCUCGGCUCACUCACAGUGGACCUGUGAGAAGGAGCACGGUCAUUGACCAGAUUCCUUUUCUGGCAGUAGCGAGAGCACUCGGUGAUUUGUGGAGCUAUGAUUUCUUCAGUGGUGAGUUUGUGGUGUCACCUGAACCAGACACAAGUGUCCAUACUCUUGACCCCCAGAAGCACAAGUAUAUUAUCUUGGGGAGUGAUGGGCUUUGGAAUAUGAUUCCACCUCAGGAUGCCAUCUCAAUGUGCCAGGAUCAAGAGGAGAAAAAGUACUUAAUGGGUGAGCAUGGACAAUCUUGUGCCAAAAUGCUUGUGAAUCGAGCACUAGGCCGUUGGAGGCAGCGUAUGCUUCGAGCAGAUAAUACUAGUGCCAUCGUAAUCUGCAUCUCUCCAGGAGUGGACAGUCAGGGGAAUUUCACCAGUGACGAUGAGCUCUAUCUGAACCUGACUGAUAGCCCUUCCUAUAACAGUCCAGAAACCUGCGUGAUGACUCCUUCUCCGUGUCCCACACCACCAGUCAAGUCACUGGAGGAGGACCCAUGGCCAAAGCUGAACUCUAAGGACCACAUACCUGCCCUUGUUCGUAGUAAUGCCUUCUCAGAGAAUUAUUUAGAAGUCCCGGCUGAGGUAGCUCGAGGAAAUGUCCAGGCUGCAGUCAUAUCCUCAAAAGAUCCAGAGCCACUUGAAGAAAAUUGCACUAAAGCCCUGACUUUAAGGAUACAUGAUUCUUUGAAUAAUAGCCUGUCAGUUGGCCUUGUGCCUACCAAUUCAACAAACACCAUUGUGGACCAAAAAAAUUCAAAGAUGUCAACCCCAGGUCAAAUGAAAGCUCAAGAAGUUGAAAGAACCCCUCCAACCAACUUCAAAAGGACAUUAGAAGAAUCCAACUCUGGCCCUCUUAUGAAGAAGCAUAGACGAAAUGGUUUAAGUCGAAGUAGUGGUGCUCAGCCUGCAAGCCUCCCCACAACCUCACAGCGAAAGAACUCUGUUAAACUUACCAUGCGACGCAGACUUAGGGGCCAGAAGAAAAUUGGAAAUCCUUUACUUCACCAGCACAGAAAAACUGUUUGCGUUUGCUGAAAUAUGUCUGGAAGUUUUUUUUUCCAAACUUCUAAGAGGGCUUUUUGAAUUUGGUGCCGAAGUUGAACUUUUUUUAAGGGGACAAAAUAAAAAUAGUAUACAGUU
Molecule: messenger RNA, 2172 nt
Organism: Hippopotamus amphibius kiboko
Lineage: Eukaryota; Metazoa; Chordata; Mammalia; Artiodactyla; Hippopotamidae
Gene: PPM1D
Product: protein phosphatase, Mg2+/Mn2+ dependent 1D
Exons: 6
Coding region: 250-2067 (605 amino acids)
Biological process (GO): protein dephosphorylation
Cellular component (GO): cytosol; nucleus
Molecular function (GO): cation binding; mitogen-activated protein kinase binding; protein serine/threonine phosphatase activity
Source: RefSeq, a predicted model, not a curated record